CCCUGCUUCAGCGCCUUCUGCGCUUCUGCGCGACGACUUCUCAGUCUGCGAUGCUGCGUGGUGCCCUCAUACCUCACAAGCUCAGGAGGAAGAGCGGGCGGAGGGCGUACCGCGGUCCUCUCCCAUGCUCGUGCAAGUCAAUGAACGUUCCUUCCGAAGCUGUCGGCCAGAAUAGAAACGGGCCACGGACAUCAGCCGUGCACGCCGUCACGGGCAGUCGAUAUACUAGAAGAGUGCGCCGCGCGAGCGUCGACAGCUAGCAUCCCCUCCCCCGACGCCGCUGCCCACGAUGUCACGCGUGAACGUGAACAGCCAGACGACGAUCAACGAGGUGGGCGCCGCAGUUCAGGGUGAGGUCGUCGCGAAAACGCACAAGGGUCCCCGAUUCUGGCUCAUCUUCUGCUCCAUCUGUCUGUCUUUGUUUGCCGCGGCUCUCGAGCUCACGGUCGUCAGUACGGCACUUCCAACCAUCGCGAGCGACCUGCACAUCGAUGAGUUUACCUGGGUCGGUUCGGCGUAUGCUCUCGCUUCUACGGCCUUCCUCCCCAUGAGUGGCGCCAUGGCGGAGGUCUUCGGACGGAGGCCCGCGCUCCUAUUCUGCUUGGCCUGCUUCUUCCUCGGUAGUGGCAUCUGCGGGGGCGCAAGUAACAGCUCCAUGAUGCUUGCCGGGCGGACCGUGCAAGGGUUGGGAGGCGGAGGGAUCCAGGCCUUGGGCUACAUCGUCCUUGCCGACAUCACGACGCUUCGCGAGCGUGGCGUUUACGCGAGCCUGUUCGGAUUAACAUGGAGCAUUGCGUCUCUCAUUGGCCCCAUCGUCGGUGGCACACUCGCCGACAAAGGCCAGUGGCGCUGGAUCUUCUACAUGAAUCUCCCCAUCGCCGGUGUGGCGUCCGUCCUCGUUGGAGUUUUGCUGAAUUUGCCCACGCCGCCGGGUUCAAUCCAAGAGAAACUGGCCAAGAUUGACUGGAUUGGGAACGUCAUCGUCAUUGGGAGCACGACCUCCGCUGCUAUUGGACUUACUUGGGGCGGCGUCACGGCGCCCUGGGACUCCGCGCAGACUUUGGCGCCGCUAAUCAUCGGACUGGUUGGUCUGGUGCUUUUCAUGGUGUACGAGGCGAAGUGGGCGAAAAAUCCACUGGUGCCCUUCCACGUCGUCAACAACCGCACGAGCGUCAGCGGCUAUCUGCAAACCUUCAUCUCGGCGGUGGGCGCGCUCUGCCUCACCUACAUGUAUCCCGUGUACUUCCAGGCUGUAAAAAAUGCGACGCCCAUCAAGUCCGGCGUCUACCUUCUGGGCAUGUCUGCCUUGGUUCCCGCGGCCAUCGUCGCUGGUGUGAUGGUGAAGAAGACAGGCCGCUACCGCCCGCAGAUGCUCGUUGGCUGGUGUCUCCCAGUCAUUGGUACUGGCCUGAUGAGUACGCUGCACGCAUAUCACACCGUUGGCCGCGCCAUUGGAUAUUUGGUUAUCGUUGCCGUGGGCAUCGGCGCCGUAUACUCGACGACGAUGUUCCCCAUCCAAGCGCCGCUACCUGUGCAGUCUAGCGCGUUGUCGCUAUCCUUCAUGUCUUUCGUGCGGGCUUUUGCCGGAAUCUGGGGCGUCACCAUCGGCAGCACUGUCCUCCAGAACCAGGCCAACAAGAAGCUCCCCCAGUGGUUCAAAGACCAGCUACCGGGCGGCAUCGACGUCGCGUACUCGGCCAUUCCACGGAUUCCGAUGCUCCCGCCGGACCAGCGAUUUGAGGUGAACGAGGCGUUUGCGCUGAGUUUGCAGGUGGUCUGGGAGGUGCUGAUUGGGAUCUUGGGGUUGGGGCUGCUGUCGGCGCUGUUGAUGAAGGGGAUUCCGCUCCACAGCGUCGUGGAUCAGAAGUGGACGAUGCAGGAGAAUGCGGCGGCUGCCGCUGCUGACAAGGAGAAGAAUAUCGAGAUGGAGGCGGUGGUUGACGACAAGCCGGUGCAUGCCUGACGAGACGAUUGUUGACGAUUUCGAAGUGCGACUUCCAUAGACUCUACUAUACGACGCUAUAUAUAUUACUUGCGACCGAUUGAUAGCUGUUGGACGUGUGCGUCUCGGU
Schizophyllum commune H4-8 is the source of this 2072-nucleotide messenger RNA. Its product is annotated as MFS general substrate transporter. Gene Ontology annotation, molecular function: transmembrane transporter activity. Bases 290 to 1963 code for a protein of 557 amino acids. The record is from RefSeq and is a predicted model, not a curated record. Gene Ontology annotation, biological process: transmembrane transport. The transcript is spliced from 9 exons. Lineage: Eukaryota; Fungi; Basidiomycota; Agaricomycetes; Agaricales; Schizophyllaceae.